Messenger RNA from Puccinia triticina, 1017 nucleotides. RefSeq lists its product as uncharacterized. Lineage: Eukaryota; Fungi; Basidiomycota; Pucciniomycetes; Pucciniales; Pucciniaceae. The coding region runs from base 1 to 1017 and encodes 338 amino acids. Gene Ontology annotation, cellular component: cytoplasm; SUMO activating enzyme complex. Gene Ontology annotation, biological process: protein sumoylation. Gene Ontology annotation, molecular function: SUMO activating enzyme activity. The transcript is spliced from 9 exons. The record is from RefSeq and is a predicted model, not a curated record.
AUGGCGCCCGGAUUGUGCGAAAAGACUGGCAUUGAUGAAGAAGAAGCUGCUCUCUAUGAUCGACAGAUAAGGCUUUGGGGUGUCGAGGCUCAAAAUCGGAUGAGAAGAAGCUCAGUUCUAAUGAUCAAUCUCAGGGGUAUUUCCACCGAAGCCUGUAAGAACAUCGUCCUAGCCGGAGUAGGCUCGAUUACUAUUUUAGACCAAAAUGAUGUAUCACCAGAAGAUUUGGGCGCUGGGUUUUUCUUUCGCGAGGAAGAUGUCGGCCAAAAACGUGUGGUUGUUGCCAAAAAGAGAGUUAAUAGUUUGAACCCCCGAGUCAAUGUCAUUGGACUCACGGAUGAUCUUGAAUCCAAGAUCGACGAAGACGGCUUUUUGGCCAGCUUUGACAUUAUCUGUCUGAACGAUUCCAGGUCAUCGGUGAUUGAAAGAGUCAACUCCCUUUGUAGACGCGUUCAAAAGCCAUUUUUCGCAGCAGCCAGUCUAGGCGUCCAUGGCUAUAUUUUUGCCGAUUUACUCGAUCACAUGUAUCUAAGUGAAAAGGAAAAAACGCUGGACAACGGUGAAAUCAGAAAAACUUCAGAAAAAAGAAACCAACAGUUUUUACCAUUCGAUACUGUCCAGAAAUCCCAGCUCAACCAUGUCACACCAAAGCGAAUCAAGAAGGUAUCCCCAUUACUAUGGGCUUCUCUUGUCUUAUUCGAAUUUCAAUCAAAACACAACGUUGACUAUCCCGAAGGUGAUGAGCAUGCUUCCGACUUGGUCAAAAUCUCGGACGAACUCCUGGAGACCCGUGGAGUUGACAAAUCACUUGUCCCGCAUGACCUGUUGAGGCAGCUGGCAAUAACAUCUCGGGCCGAGUUCAUCCCCUCUUGUGCAGUAAUUGGCUCGAUUUUGUCGCAGGAAGUUUUGAACGCGUUGGGUGGAAAACAAGCCCCACUGGCGAAUUUCCUUGUCUUUGAUGGUGAAAAAUGUUCAAGCGAUAUCUACGCUCUUGGGGUUCAGAGGACUCAACCGUGA